GCGGCUGCUGCUCGUACAUAACACACACCGAGCGCUCAGCACACGGCAAAAAUCCUCUCAUUCAAGACUGGCGAACAGUACUUUUUACAAGUUGGAUCCACGAACGAUCAGGUUCACCCCUUGUGCGUUUUUUGAGCAUGGCCGAUUACUUAAUCAGUGGUGGGACAGGAUAUGUUCCUGAAGAUGGACUAUCCGCACAGCAGCUUUUCUCUAUCGGAGAUGGUCUCACCUACAACAGAUCUGACCAACAGUGUGUUGUCUCCGAUGGUCAUACGGCUGAAGAGCUAUGCUCUAAAGGAGAUGGGUUGACUUACAAUGAUUUCCUGAUUUUACCUGGCUUUAUUGACUUUACCUCAGAUGAAGUGGAUCUUACCUCUGCACUGACCAAGAAGAUCACAUUAAAAACCCCUCUUAUCUCUUCACCCAUGGACACAGUUACCGAGUCAGCAAUGGCUAUUGCUAUGGCAUUAAUGGGUGGUAUUGGCAUCAUUCAUCACAACUGUACUCCAGAAUUUCAAGCUAAUGAAGUCCGAAAAGUAAAGCGGUUUGAGCAGGGAUUCAUCACAGAUCCAGUUGUGAUGAGCCCAAAACACACUGUUGGGGAUGUGUUUGAGGCCAAAGUUCGACAUGGUUUCUCUGGCAUUCCAGUCACGGAGACUGGUAAGAUGGGCAGCAAACUGAUGGGUAUUGUCACCUCAAGAGACAUCGAUUUCCUCACUGAGAAGGAGCACAGCAGGCCUUUGGAAGAGGCCAUGACUAAGAGGGAUGAAUUGGUGGUUGCUCCAGCCGGUGUCACCCUCAAAGAGGCCAAUGAUAUAUUGCAACGCAGCAAAAAAGGCAAGCUUCCCAUUGUAAAUGACAAUGAUGAACUGGUGGCCAUCAUUGCGAGAACUGAUCUGAAAAAGAACAGGGACUACCCCCUUGCCUCCAAAGAUUCUCGCAAACAGCUGCUGUGUGGCGCUGCCAUCGGCACAAGAGAGGAUGACAAAUACAGACUGGAUCUGCUGGUGCAAGCUGGAGUUGAUGUUGUUGUUCUGGAUUCUUCCCAAGGCAACUCUGUCUAUCAAAUCAACAUAAUAAAUUAUAUUAAGCAGAAGUAUCCAGAACUACAAGUUGUUGGGGGAAAUGUGGUGACAGCAGCUCAGGCCAAGAAUCUGAUUGAUGCUGGUGUGGACGCAUUGAGAGUCGGCAUGGGCUGCGGCUCCAUCUGCAUUACACAAGAAGUCAUGGCGUGCGGGAGGCCCCAGGGAACAUCUGUGUACAAGGUGGCAGAGUACGCUCGGCGCUUUGGUGUGCCGGUUAUUGCUGAUGGUGGCAUUCAGACUGUAGGACAUGUGAUAAAGGCACUGUCUCUGGGAGCGUCAACUGUUAUGAUGGGUUCGUUGCUGGCAGCAACCACUGAGGCCCCAGGGGAGUACUUCUUUUCCGAUGGUGUGCGACUAAAAAAAUACCGUGGUAUGGGCUCUUUGGAUGCAAUGGAGAAGAAUGCAAGCAGCCAAAAACGCUAUUUUAGUGAGGGUGACAAAGUAAAAGUGGCCCAAGGUGUGUCUGGCUCAGUUCAGGACAAAGGAUCCAUCCACAAGUUUGUCCCUUACCUAAUUGCUGGUAUCCAGCAUGGCUGCCAGGACAUUGGGGCUAAAAGUCUCUCAGUUCUUCGGUCAAUGAUGUACUCUGGAGAACUUAAGUUUGAAAAGCGAACCAUGUCUGCACAAAUGGAGGGUGGAGUUCAUGGUUUACAUUCUUUUGAGAAGCGACUGUAUUGAAGGAGUACAGUUCUUAAUGUGCUACUUGCCCAGUUCAAACGUGACCAAAAGUUCUGUACUCACCACCUACUACUCAAGCCUUGGCCUCCCAAACUUCUUAUCCAAUAGUACGCGCUCUGAUCUUGCUGCUUUAAGAGGAAGGGGACAUCAUCUGGACGUGAGAACCUUAAUCUCUUGAACAUCAUUCUGUUGUUUUUCACUUGCAGCGGUGAAUCAGGGUCUUCACAAUAACUAACAUGUGUCUUGAGUAUGCAGCUAAUCCCAAUUGUCCCGAUUACAUAGGCUUUGAUUGACAGGAGCAAAUGUGAAUGUAUAGUGGUAAAGUCUAAGGUGUCCUCUCUUGUGUUUGCCUUCUGUAGUCCACAACAGUGAGCCUUUCAUAGACUCCUUGUUAACAAUCAGCAUCUCUGUAGAAGCCUUUAUACAAAGCUACUCCUAAAAUGUGUUUGUUUAUGGUGGCCAUUGUUUUUUUGUUCUUAUUUUGCAAAAUAAGUUAUUUCUGAUUUAAGCCACUUGUUAUAAGUCUGUUUAUCUUUUAUUCCUAUUCUUAUUGUUUACUUCUUUUCAUGUAUCCAGAGGUACAAGAUACUGGCUUCGACAGUAUUAUUCAGUUAGUUGGUUCAACACACCCACAGUGUUUAGCCAUUCUUGACAUAUUUUCCUCUUUGUAAUGUUUUGAGCCAAAUGUACAUCCCAUAUUAAACAUUUUUUGUGUUCACCAGAAAGGGAGCUAAUGCUCAAAAUCAAUAAUAUUUAAAAUGACCAUGGAUGAUGCAUAAGUUUUGAGACCUUUUUUUUUUUUUUUUUUACCCAUUAUUUGAAUGCUUUUAGAAAGUAAAUUUCUGUUGAACUUGUAUAUUCCUGGGGCCUUUGAGCAUGAAGAGUUUUUGAUAUGCAUGUUUUUUUCACAAAGCCAAGCAUUGGCUGUAUUUAUAUUCAGCUGUAUUGUUAUUGCAUACAUACUGCCAAGUGUAUAUACACUUUCUUUCAGACUCUUUUAUAACUCAAAACCAAAAUUGCCACAAAGUUUCUUUUUAUCUUCAUAUUUGCAGGACUGACAUUGAGGACUUGUUUUAUAGUCUUUUCAAAAAGUAUGCCUUCAAACUAAAAUUGAAAGAUCACACACUACAGCUUAUUAAAAUGCAUUUAGUGUUUGAAGCCCUUUCACCUGAAUGUUUUUACUUAUUAACAGGUAUCUAGAGUAAUUGUUUUUACAGUUUCACUGUCUCGUCUUUAGGUCAGUCAAUUUUGAGGCAGAUUUAAAUAUUUCAGUUUAGUUGCAAUGCCUAUGUGCUUACGACUUGGCCUGUCAAUUUACACAAAUCUUGUUGGAAUUUGGUAAAACGUGUACAUGCAGAUGUGCUUUUCAUUUGACCUGUUGCAUUUUCAGUUGGCCACCCAAGGAGAGAAUUCAGGAAUGUAAUCUGUUACAUGUUCUUUGUGUAUCCACUGUGCACCAAUAGUCCAUCUAAAAAGCACAAAUAUAGUGAUCUGUAAGAUAUGUUUACAUUUUAUUGUAUUUCUAUGUUUUCAGCUUCAGUGUAUUGCAAUACACCUCAGGUGCUGGACACACUGGUGGCUUGGACAGUCAAUAACAAUAACUUUUUAGAUGGACAACCUUUUCAGGAUUACUAAAACACAAGAAACAUGCUUUUGCCGUUCAACAUGUAAAAAUGAAUAAAUAAAUUUAACUAUAA
Molecule: messenger RNA, 3460 nt
Organism: Boleophthalmus pectinirostris (great blue-spotted mudskipper)
Lineage: Eukaryota; Metazoa; Chordata; Actinopteri; Gobiiformes; Gobiidae
Gene: impdh1b
Product: IMP (inosine 5'-monophosphate) dehydrogenase 1b
Exons: 16
Coding region: 138-1763 (541 amino acids)
Biological process (GO): GTP biosynthetic process
Cellular component (GO): cytoplasm
Molecular function (GO): IMP dehydrogenase activity
Source: RefSeq, a predicted model, not a curated record